AAACAUGGAACGGGUAGUGGUGGAGGUGCCGAUCAACAACGGUUUUUCCCUUGCCAGCCCUUCCACGCCACCACGGAAGCGUCAGGUGCGCUUUUCGGCACGGCAUGACAUCAUCCUUUUGCGAGAGGUCAUCGCCCAGAACCCCUUUGCCUCCAAAGAACCAGGACGGAUCUGGGCCCGUGUUGGGGAAAUUAUCACAGCAGCCCUCCAAGAUGAAAACUUUGAGGUCGAUGCCAGGAGGUGUAGGGAGAGGACCAUGCUGUUGCUCGACUACUACAAGAAGCAAGACUUUCCCAGCCUGCGCAGGUUUGGAACAGAGAGAUUAUAUGCCCAAAAGGAGGAUUUGCUCCAUGAGGUUUUGGAGCUGGAGGCAGAGAAGGGGCUCCUGGCCAGCGGCGAGGGCACAAAGUACCAGGAUGAUGAGCUGAGAAAGCGAACCAUAGAAGAAUUGACUCUGCCAGAGCAGGACAAACCCAACAUCACUACCACACAAACACCCACUGCAGCAGAACCAGACGAAGAUCAUGAGGAAAUGGCCGUGCUGUCAGCGGCGCCCACAGCCAAGCGACCCUGCCAGUGCUGCUGCCAAACCUACUCUGAGAUUCUUAGCUUCCUGGAGAAACGCUCAGAGGCAGAGCAACGGCUGCGCGAGGAGGAGCUUGCCCUUCGCAGGGAGGAACUAGAGAUUCAGAGGAGUAAGAUCGCUCUGGAGAGGGAACGUCUGGGAGCUGAGAGAAAAGAGAGGGAACGCAGAUUUGAGCUGGAGAGCCAAGAGAGGCAGGUCAUCUUGGACCUGCUAAAAGAGAAGGUGCUGAAAGGCUGACAGAGAAAACAUAGUGGACUGCUAAAAAAAGGAAGGAAAACAAGAAAGUAGGAAGUGAAAAAAGGGAUCAAAGAGAUGAACAGUGCGUUGAGAUAUAUACAACAGUUAGUUCCGACAAAGUAAUUUGAUUGGACAAGAGGCAUUCAAUGAGCGCUGAUAUAGAAUAUAACAACACUUAGACUUUUAACUACAUGCAUCACUCCGCUUUACAGGUGUUCUAAUAACCGUUAAUAACAUUAACGGUCAGUACUGCAGGAUGUACAGAUGCCUUUGCCAAUCUUAACAGCCAAACAAGUACUGUGAGUGUGUGGGUUUAUGCAGACACAUACUGUACAGUAUGUGUGUAUAGUGCACAAAAAAACAAAAAAUAUGGAAUUGCUGACAAUGUUUAAAAACAUCAAUAUUUACCUAAACCAGCUGGACAGAAGCUGAUCUAUAGACAGUAGAUACCAAUAAAAAACUCCCUGUGUUUUACUCUUCACUGCACUUUUUUGCAUGAGGAUUUAAAAGCGUUGCAAUUACAGGCCUGUCACACAACAGAAAAGGGUGCGGUAUCUUAGGUGUGGUGAUCCACUAAUCCAAUACUGGAUGACAGAAUCACCAUGUGACAAGACGUUUGGUUGCACAAAAAUGGAUGAAUGCCUUUUCUUGUGUGACCAACAGCCAUAUGCUUUCAUGAGUCCGAUCUUUGUGAUGCCAGUACGGAAAGCUAUAUAUUUAAGCAAUUAACACUGAAUUUACGAUGCAGCUCAACUAAACCCUGUAGCACUUACCAUAUUAAUGACUUAACACAUUUGAUCAGCCACCACUUUUUCAAUCAGAAGACUUUUUGAGUAAGUAAAACUAUAUUUUACUGACUGUGAAUACACUGCACAUUGAGUGGUAAGCACUUUUGUACUGCAAAAAAUCUUACUAAAACAAGCCAUGAAAUGUGUGAAAUUAGUGAUAAUGUCACAUCUUAGGUGUACAUUUCUUUCUGCUAUAAGAUAAUAAAAUUUAUGUCGACAUCCACAGUUUAAGUUGCUAUGUACAGUUAACUGUCAAUGGUUAAAGUUACAGUUUACAUUAAUAUGGAAUUGAUGCUAAGAGCACUUUUAAUAACAUGUUCCACUGAUCUACAGGUCAUUUUUUCCACUUCCACCAUGAGUUGUUAAAUAAUUUGGUUUUUAUUACAUGGCAGUUGCUACUGUAACCUCCUGUAAAUGCUUUGAAUUAAAAUGCUAUUUUUCCUUAACUUCCAACAACAUAGUCUACAUUGUAAAAACUGAAAGCAUGUGAAGAAAAUUUGUUAACCUAAAAAGUUGAUAAUUUCUACUCUCCAAAUAAAAUAAAAUGUAAGUAAAGCUUAUGUGCAUUCCUCAUGAUCACCAAC
Seriola dumerili (greater amberjack) is the source of this 2195-nucleotide messenger RNA. RefSeq lists its product as uncharacterized. The record is from RefSeq and is a predicted model, not a curated record. The coding region runs from base 5 to 823 and encodes 272 amino acids. The transcript is spliced from 7 exons. NCBI's taxonomy places the organism in Eukaryota, Metazoa, Chordata, Actinopteri, Carangiformes, Carangidae.